AUGGAGAGUAGGUGCUACGGCUGCGCUGUCAAGUUCACCCUCUUCAAGAAGGAGUAUGGCUGUAAGAACUGUGGCUGGGCCUUCUGUUCCGGCUGCCUUAGCUUCAGUGCAGCAGUUCCCCGAGCUGGAAACACUCAACAGAAAGUCUGCAAGCAGUGCCAUGAGGUUCUGACCAGAGGAUCUUCUCCUGCCAAUGCCUCCAAGUGGUCACCACCUCAGAACUAUAAGAAGCGUGUGGCAGCGUUGGAAGCCAAGCAGAAGCCCAGCACUCCCCAGAGCCGUGGACUGACCCAGCAAGAUCAAGUCAUUGCUGAGCGCCUAGCACGGCUCCGCCAGGAGAACAAACCCAAGUCAGUGCCCUCACAGGCGGAGAUAGAAGCCAGGCUAGCCGCACUCAGGGGUGCACCCCAGGGUCCCGUCCCUUCCGCCCAGGAGAUGGAGGCGCGGCUUGCUGUGCUACAAGGCAGAGUUCCAUCCUCUCAGGGCCCCCAGCUGGCACAUCAACCACCGGACCCCAGGACCCAGGUGCAGCAGGCGGAGGAUCUGCUGACACAGCUAACAGCGGAGGUGGCUAUUGAUGAGAGCUGGGAACGAGAAGGCCCAGCCACCUCUAUCCAGAACGACCUCAACCGGGGGGGCCCAGGGGCCCAGAGCACCAGUUCCAGGGGGCAAGCCACCUGGUCCCUGGAGGAGGAAAAGAGCAGGUUGCUGGCUGAGGCAGCGGUCGAGCUUCGGCAGGAGAACACGCGGCAGGAGCGCAUCCUGGCCCUCGCCAAGCGCCUGGCUGUGCUGCAGGGACGGGACCCUGAUAAAGUGACCCUCCAGGACUACCACCUUCCAGACAGCGAUGAUGAAGAGGAGGAAGAGACGGCCAUCCAGAGAGUCCUGCAGCAGCUCACCGAAGAAGCUGCCCUGGAUGAGGCAAGUGGUUUUAACAUCCCUGUGGAGCCAACUCCCCAACUCCAAGACCAGUCCUGCAGGGCAGAGCCUAAGGCCCAGGCCCUGGCCGCCCGGCCCGAGGAAGAGGAAGACGAGCUCCCCUGGUGCUGCAUCUGCAAUGAGGAUGCCACCCUUCGCUGUGCUGGCUGCGACGGAGACCUCUACUGCGUCCGCUGCUUCCGGGAAGGCCAUGAUGCCUUUGAGCUUACAGAGCACCAGACAUCUGCCUACCAGCCCCUGCAUAAAGGCCGAGGACACUGA
Molecule: messenger RNA, 1200 nt
Organism: Rangifer tarandus platyrhynchus (Svalbard reindeer)
Lineage: Eukaryota; Metazoa; Chordata; Mammalia; Artiodactyla; Cervidae
Source: the annotation of a GenBank genome assembly